Messenger RNA from Drosophila willistoni, 3035 nucleotides. It is a transcript of the gene Prestin, whose product is annotated as sulfate anion transporter 1. The record is from RefSeq and is a predicted model, not a curated record. Gene Ontology annotation, molecular function: oxalate transmembrane transporter activity; bicarbonate transmembrane transporter activity; chloride transmembrane transporter activity. Lineage: Eukaryota; Metazoa; Arthropoda; Insecta; Diptera; Drosophilidae. Gene Ontology annotation, cellular component: membrane. Gene Ontology annotation, biological process: transmembrane transport. The transcript has 6 exons. Bases 381 to 2537 code for a protein of 718 amino acids.
AAAAAAUAAAAUUUUCCUAAAAGAAACCAAAAAAUCCUUUCAAAUCGGCCAGUAAAAGUGCCUGGAAGCGUUUAAAAGACUUACAUGAUCUACAGCAACAAAGACGAUCCAUACAAGCUCAACAGGAUUCACCUAGUACCUUGUUAAUACCACUUGAAAAUCAAAGCAAAUCACCGCAUCAAGCUAAUACUGGAGCCAUAAGCAAAAACCAAUUGAAAGUAUCAGAAGCAGCUGCUGGAGCAAACGAUUCUGUUUUAAAUCAGUUUCGACAAUCACAAUAUCAACGUGAUCUUCAAAUCCAUCCCUAUACCGAUACCGAUACCAAUGUGGAACGUAGAAAAAGUCUUGAUAUAGUAGCAGAAGAAGUAGAUAUAGUCAAUAUGCCCAACGAUAAAGAGAAUCAACAAGAAACCAAACCUUUAAAUGGCAAUACCACAAAUAACAAUAACAAUGGCGGCGCACAAAGUAAACCAAAAAUUCAACCGAAAUAUAGCAUACAUCGGGAUGUCCUCACCCAUGAGGUUGUGAUCAAACAGACUGGCUAUGCGGCCCGCGAUAAGAGUAUACCAUCGUCGGUGCGCAGUUGUUGGCAAAGUUGGAAUUUCUUUGCCCUAUUUACGGGAGUCAUACCGAUACUGCAAUGGCUGCCACAGUAUUCGGUGAGACGUGAUUUGGCUGGCGAUAUAAUCGCUGGCUUCACCGUGGCCAUUAUGAAUAUACCUCAUGGCAUGGCCUAUGGCCUUCUGGCUGGCGUUUCGGCCGGCAAUGGCCUAUAUAUGGCUGUAUUUCCGGUGCUCGUCUACAUGCUGUUGGGCACAUCGAAACACAUUUCGAUUGGCACCUUUGCUGUGGCCAGUAUGAUGACCCUGAAGGUGGUACAAACCUAUGCCACGGUGGAUGAGUCACAACCAUCGCCACUGAUGCUGACGGGCAAUCCGAAUGCAACAUUUGCAUUGGUAAAUGCUACAGCAGCCACACCAAUUGCUGGAGAUGUUAUUACCCAUGUAGAGGUGGUCACCUCAUUGGCCCUGGCAGUGGGAAUAGUGAAUCUUCUUAUGGCCUUCUUUAGAUUGGGCACAUUGGCUUCCCUGUUGAGUGAUCCGCUGGUCAAUGGUUUCACAACUGCAGCCGCUUGUCAUGUGGUCACAGCCCAAUUGAAGGAUGUUUUAGGCAUUAAGGUGCCACGGUAUAAGGGCGCCUUCAAGAUCAUUUACACUCUGAUCGAUGUGAUAAAAAGUGUUCCGCAAACGAAUCUAAUGAAUUUUGGUUUCUGUCUGGGCGUCAUCAUAUUCAUGACCAUUUGCAAUGAGUGUUUGAAACCAUGCUUAAGCAAACGUUGUCGCUUCCCACUGCCCGCCGAAUUGAUUGCUGUUGUUGGUGGCACAUUGAUCUCGAAAUUUUGCAAUAUGCAUCAAGAGUUCGCCGUGGAAUUGGUUGGUGUCAUCCCAAGUGGUUUGCCAGAACCAACUCUGCCACGUUUGGAUCUAAUACCCAAAGUGGCCGUGGACUCUAUUGCCAUAGCAAUUGUCACAUAUUCGAUUAUAAUGUCCAUGGGCUUAACUUUCGCCAAGAAGCAUGGCUAUGAGGUGCGUGCCAAUCAGGAGCUGUUUGCCAUGGGCAUUGGAAAUAUUGUAGGCGGUUGCUUCUCCUGCAUACCGAUGGCUUGUUCCCUCUCCCGUUCGGUUAUACAAGAGAAAACGGGUGGAGUGUCGCAAAUAGCCUCACUAGUAUCGGCAUCCAUGGUAGUGGCCACAUUGAUGUGGAUUGGUCCAUUCUUUAGUGAUUUGCCCAGGUGUGUGUUGGCUGGCGUCAUUAUUGUUGCCCUCAAGCCAAUGUUUAUGCAAGCCAAAGAGUUAAAGAAGUUCGCCAAGCAAGGCAAACUGGAAAUGUUCACCUGGAUCUCCACUUUCCUGUGUGUGGUACUCAUUGACAUUGAUAUAGGCCUGCUCAUUGGUGUCUGUAUCUCGCUGCUGGCAUUGUAUAUCAAGGGAUUGAAGCCAUAUUCCUGUUUACUUGGCUAUAUGCCCGAGGCCCCUGGCAUCUAUAUGGACCUCAAUCAGCAUCGGAAUGCCAUGCAGGUGCCCGAGACACGUAUCUUUCGGUAUAGUGGCUCGCUUAACUUUGCCACUAGUUUGUUCUUCCGACGUGCUCUGUAUGAGGCAGUGGGCCUGGACAAGCCCCAAUCGAACGGCAGCAGUCCGAGUCCAAGUCGGAGUCAAAAGUCCUCCUAUUCGCCUGUCUCCCAAAAUGGCGGCAAGGCCAUUGUGAAUUGCGAAUUUGUCGAUUCGUCGAGCUUAUUUAAAUUCCUCAUUCUUGACUUUUCCAUGCUGGGACACAUUGAUGUGGCCGGUUGUCGGACAUUAAGUGAUCUGAGCAAGGAGUUAAAGGCGCGUGGAGCACGCCUAUUGCUGUCCAGUCCAGUGGAUAGAGUUUAUGAUACAUUGGUCCACAGCAUGGCCCUGAGUGAAGGACCAUUUGAGAUCUUUCCCACGUUGCACGACACCGUUGAGUAUGCCAAUGCAUGUCGAACUGCGUGAUAGGAAUUUUCUACAAAUGUUUUUAUUUUCCUAAAGAUGCAGACGCGUUUUGUGAUAUGUCCAAGUGAUAGCUUGUGAAUCGUAGCACCAAAACCCCCCCUUUUAAAUCCCGCUCCCCACCAAUUCCUCUUUCCUAGCAAACCCUAUAUACACCCCAUCCAUCCUCCCAAUUAAUCAAUUCUAGUUGCUUAAGAACCAUUUUUUUUUUUAAAGAAAAAACAAAGAAACAAAAUAUUUGUUGCCGUCUUACAAUCAACAAGAUUUUUCCUAGCAUUAAGCAUGUAACUUUAAGUGCCUUCAUACAGAAGGAAGUUCAGGAAGGAGCAGAACAUGUUACCUACAAUAGACUAAAAUGCAAUAAUUAAAUUCUACAUUAUUAUUAUGAUUUUUUUCGUUUUGUACUUAAAAGCCCACCAGUUAAGUCAAUAGAGUAAUUUACAUUUCUGAAUGUAUCGCAACAACAAAAACAACAACACCAAAACAUUUAGUUUUUGUGCA